AUGACGCUUAUGGCCAAGGAUGGUGCGUCUACGUCGGGAGACGACGACUUGAAGUCGCCUCUCUCUUUUCAGCCGGCACCUCAGAGCGAUAUCUCAGCGCCCCCACCACCAAGUUACGCAGAAACCCUCACGAGCCCGGCGAGUACAUCACAAGCCCACGAAGUGCCCGCAAAUCUUGGACCAUUGCCCCCUCCAUCAAACUAUAAUGGCCAAAAUGCGACUGGACCUAUCAAGGGUACUUGGGUAAUCGACUCGUCAAUGGAGAUUCCUGCGGCGUUUUUACAGCCGAGUGGAUUCUUGAACAAGAAGAAGGAUAUGGAUAACCUAAACCUCUCAACGUCGUACGGCAGCGUCAAGUCUUCUGUCCUUCUCGUUUCUGGAGAACGAAAGCGCGUGUCGGUUAAUCUGUUCUCGCAAUUCGGGAACGUCGAAUUUAGACUUCUCUCACGCGUGAACGACCAGCCCCUCAAACUUACCGCCAAAACGCAAAACGGCAACGUCGUGGUCGUUUUACCGCGCACAUUCAGUGGCCCAUUGCGAUUCAAGACGGGAUGGGGAAAAGUAACGUUCUCCAGCACCAUGACCGCGCACCAAUUCAGUGAGAGCACGGCGUAUUUGGGUGAUUGGACACGAGCAGGAUUCCAAGAUUACAAGACAUGGGAGGGUGACGAGGUCGAUGUAUCUACGCAGUACGGGGAUAUUCGCUUUUUGUGGGUAGAUGAGGAUACAGGCGAGUCGUCGGAUGCUGGAAUUGGGAGUAUGAUUACGGGGUUCUUUGGGGGCCUCAAGGGCAUGUUUGGAGGUAAAUAA
Serendipita indica DSM 11827 is the source of this 810-nucleotide messenger RNA. The record is from the annotation of a GenBank genome assembly. NCBI's taxonomy places the organism in Eukaryota, Fungi, Basidiomycota, Agaricomycetes, Sebacinales, Serendipitaceae.